CGAUUAGUCUCUAAAACCAUAAACCGCAAAUAUUAUUGGUCGAUUUAGUACCACACGAGCCAUUCUUUCUUUUCUGGCUAAUCUGUAUGUACCAAUACUGAAAAUAAUGGAGGUGUAGUUGAAUGGCAGUCAAAGGGAUAGCCAUUGCUCCGCCAAGGCCAUGCCUUUAUUUAAUUAGAAUUCUAGUCUGCACAACCGCGGGUGUUACUGUCGCUGGCUUUUCACUAAUGCAAUAUAUGAAGUUGAAGAUGCCCCUUUCGCUCUUGCUUGCAUCCUAUUAGGCAAUACAUUUAUGAAAUGGCUUCUGUAAGCGGAACCGACAAGAUGAACUCGCUUCCUAGGAAGGCCAAGCAGCGCUACUUCGUUGCGACGGCUGUUAUAAUGGUCUUGUCAGCAGCUCUGGCGCUCGACGUCCUCUACCUGCGACCCGGGGCCUUGUCAAUAGGACAACAGGCCCUUGCGGUUCUAUUGUUGCUUCUAGGUUGGUUUACGCAAAUGUCCUUGGGCGGGACGCAUCGGUAUUAUGUGGAAAUGAUGCGGAAUGGGUGUUCGCCUCCGCCUCUAUUCCCGAAUGAUCCUUUCGGGGUACGCUUCCUCCUGGAUGCGGCGCAGCACAUAAAGUCGAAUACGUUGCUCGCGGCCUGGAGCGGACUCUUCCAUACGCUAGGACAUACGUUCAAGCAUCGUAUAUUCCCAGGUCCCGGUGACACGAUCGCGACUGAUGAACCCGAUAACGUGCGUGCCGUGCUUAGUACUCAGUUCGACGACUGGGACCUACCUCGGCUACGUAUUAAAGCAUUUCUCCCCGUCCUUGGUCACUACUCUAUUUUCACAUCUAAUGGGGAUGCUUGGAAGCGAGCGAGAACAACUCUGCGGCCGGCUUUUGUCCGUGAUCAGGUUGCUGAUCUACGAUGCCUUGAUCGUCACAUUGCUAGACUUAUACAAGCGAUCCCGCGCGACGGCAGUCCCUUCGACUUGCAGGCUAUGUUUUCCAUGAUGACUACUGACAUUAUAUCGGACUUUAUGUUUGGACGGUCGACUGACAUUCUGGGGAAUGCGCCCGAGGAUGGUCUAAGAUUCGGUCGCUGCUUCGACGUGUGUAUGCAGAAGGUUGCUAACCGGGCUCGACUGGGAUGGAUAUCAAUGCUCCUUGGAGACCGCGAGUUAGAUGAAUGUACAACAUUUAUGAAUGCAUACGUGGAAAAGUACGUCGCAGAGGUAAGGGGUGAACAAGGCGGGAAGAGUGAGGAAGAACGAGAGAGCAAGAGGUACAUGUUCCUUAACGAGCUACUUCGGACCGGGGAAUCGGAUGAAGUCAUUCGUGACCAUCUUAUGAGCAUAUUCACGGCUGGUAGGGAUACUACAACGAGUAUAUUGUCAUACCUAUUUUUCGAGCUUUCGCGACAGCCGAACGUGGUUGCUGCAAUCCAGCAAGAGAUGGAAGACCUAAAAAUGGACGACCCAAGUCAGCUUCCGGCUUGGGAAAGCCUAAGAGCCAUGAAGUACCUGAACUGGGCCGUCAAAGAAGCUCUACGACUUAGCCCACCCGUGGCGGCCAACGCCCGCGAAGCCGUACGCGACACCAUUUUACCUACCGGCGGCGGACCUGACGGAAAGUCGCCCAUCUUUGUAACCAAGGGUACGAUACUUAGAUAUUUACCUUGGGCUCUACACAGGCGGCAGGAUAUCUACGGUGCUGAUGCCGACGAGUUUCGUCCCGAACGCUGGGAGACUCUGAGAACUACUUUCGAAUAUAUCCCGUUUAACGCUGGUCCACGAAUUUGUAUCGGGCAACAAUUUGCCUUGACCCAGAUAGCGUUUGUUACGUUUCGGCUCUUACAGGCCUUCAAGAAGAUCGAGCGGAAAGAUGACAGGCCGCCUAUCCAAAAGUUCGGCGUUAACACUUCCAUGCUGUACGGAUGUUGGGUUAGCAUGACGCCUGCGUGAAUUCAGAACGUCGCUGUUGUAGGACUUUGGAAUACGUAGAAUGCCGCCAGAUUUUAGCUUCGGCCUUAUAUGUGAAAGAGGAUUUCUGAUGAAG
Messenger RNA from Daldinia loculata, 2041 nucleotides. RefSeq names its product cytochrome P450 52E1. NCBI's taxonomy places the organism in Eukaryota, Fungi, Ascomycota, Sordariomycetes, Xylariales, Hypoxylaceae. Gene Ontology annotation, molecular function: heme binding; iron ion binding; monooxygenase activity. The record is from RefSeq and is a predicted model, not a curated record. Bases 298 to 1947 code for a protein of 549 amino acids. The transcript has 3 exons.